UGAACUGAAAGCCACGAUUUCAACCACCGAUUAGGACGACCAAGAAGCUUGAAGAAACUCCCAGUAGAAAUUUUUUUAUUUUCAUUUUCAUUUUCUAUUUACUGCCGGAGGAGAACUCGAAAAACGGAAAAAAUAUCCCUUUCUGCUUCAACAAUCAAAAUUCCGAACAUUAACGGGUGAUUCUUUGCUUCAAUAACGUUGCAUUUCUUACUUGUGAUAUUCACCUUAACCUCGCUGAUGUUUAAUUCGACAUUCUAUUACUGCUCUACAUUCAUUUCUUUUCUUCCCGGGCUAUAUACUUUGCAGCUGUUCUAAAAGCCGAUCAACCAUUGUGACUUCUACAAUUACGGUGCUGGAUGAUUCAAAAUAAAUUUUUGCAGAUUACUGGAGAUAUGCCAACAUGAGUAUCUGCACCUCUGUCAAAUCUUGUGUUAAAAGUAUAGUCUCCUUAAGAGGGUGUCUUGAGGGACAGAUGAACAGCCAAUUCUGUGAUACUGCUCGCACUUCAUGCUGUUUCCGUAUCUCUGUAUGGCAUCCAAGGUUUAAUUAUGCAACUGUUUCUUCAUUGAAGUCCAACUGCAGUGCACCUGCAAUCAGCUUUCAAGCGUUCCGAAGAAGUUUUGGGCCUACCAUCUCCAAGUCAAAGGACAGCAAUCAGUCCUUAAAAUUUACAUCUACAGUUAACACCACUGGUUCCAGGAAGACUUGUGUUGAUAUUUCAACCGGGACCCAAAACAUGAAUAUGAAGCUUUUGAUACCUAGUCAAGCAAAGAGUCACGGUUUCAAAUUUAAUUUGGGACCCAAUUCCUGGCAGCAAUUCUUUACCUCUGUUGGUUUUUUUAGUGGAUUGCUGGUUUGCUGUUCAAAUUCUGCGCGGGUGCAUGCCAAAUCCGUUGAUCAUAUUGAAAAUAAGGAAGAUGGCUCUGAUUCUUUUUCUGUCGCCUAUUCACAUGGAAAGGAGGUUCAUACUGACUAUUCUGUGACUGGUAUACCCGGGGAUGGGAGAUGCAUGUUUCGUUCUGUUGUUCAUGGAGCUUGUCUAAGAUCAGGAAAGGCGGCCCCUGAUGAAAAACUUCAAAGGCAAUUAGCAGAUGAAUUAAGGGAAAAAGUGGCAGAUGAAUUUAUUAAGAGACGGGAAGAGACAGAAUGGUUCAUUGAAGGUGAUUUCGACAGAUACGUUGCACAAAUGAGGAAACCUUAUGUAUGGGGAGGUGAACCUGAAUUGUUAAUGGCUUCUCAUGUUCUCCAGAUGCCAAUCACGGUGUACAUCUAUGACCAUAAGUCCCGCGGCCUAAUAUCAAUUGCAGAGUACGGGCAAGAAGAGUAUGGCAAAGACGACCCUAUCAAGGUCUUGUAUAAUGGCUCUGGUCAUUACGAUGCACUGCAGAUUCCCGGGACGAAAGGCACGAGAUCAAAACUGUAAGAUCGUAGCAGCACACCCCGUUUUGUUUGUAAGCCAUGAAAGACCUUACAGCCAAGCUGGCUGACUAGUUACAUGUUUCUUUUUCGCAUUUUUAUUAUAUAUAUAUAAAUAUAUAUAUAUAUAUAUAGCCUUACAAGUGCCAAUCAUAUCAGUAAUUGUCAGAUCUUCUUUGCUAAUAAGAGUGAAUUCUGUGAUAGUUCAGACAAA
Messenger RNA from Ipomoea triloba (trilobed morning glory), 1630 nucleotides. Its product is annotated as OVARIAN TUMOR DOMAIN-containing deubiquitinating enzyme 4-like. Gene Ontology annotation, biological process: protein deubiquitination; endoplasmic reticulum unfolded protein response. Gene Ontology annotation, cellular component: nucleus; cytosol. NCBI's taxonomy places the organism in Eukaryota, Viridiplantae, Streptophyta, Magnoliopsida, Solanales, Convolvulaceae. Bases 401 to 1423 code for a protein of 340 amino acids. The record is from RefSeq and is a predicted model, not a curated record. Gene Ontology annotation, molecular function: cysteine-type deubiquitinase activity. The transcript has 6 exons.